Molecule: messenger RNA, 926 nt
Organism: Gastrolobium bilobum
Lineage: Eukaryota; Viridiplantae; Streptophyta; Magnoliopsida; Fabales; Fabaceae
Product: pirin-like protein
Exons: 6
Coding region: 21-926 (301 amino acids)
Source: RefSeq, a predicted model, not a curated record
UUCUUCAUUUGUUUCUUAAAAUGCCAGACCAAGAGAUUUGCAGUUACCUUAAUGAACCUCGUCUUGUAGCAAGGAAGUUCCUGGCCAAACCUCAACGUGAAGGUGUUGGGGCUGUUGUUAGAAGAAGCAUAGGACGAUUUGAGCUCAAGUACUUUGAUCCUUUCCUUGUAUUGGAUGAAUUCUCAGUCACUGCUCCUGCUGGAUUUCCUGAUCAUCCACAUAGAGGCUUUGAGACAGUCACAUACAUGUUGCAGGGAGCUCUCACUCAUGAAGAUUUUGAAGGACAUAAGGGAACAAUAGAAGCAGGUGAUUUGCAGUGGAUGACUGCAGGGAGAGGAAUAGUUCACUCCGAAAUGCCUGCUUCUCAAGGGACACAAAAGGGUCUGCAGCUAUGGAUCAACCUCUCUUCCGAACAUAAAAUGAUUGAACCGAAGUAUCAAGAAAUGUUGAGCAAGGACAUAGCAGAAGCUACGAAAGAUGGCAUCAAAGUAAGAGUUAUAGCAGGGGAAGCACUUGGGAUAAAGUCUCCAAUCUACACAAGGACCCCAACCAUGUAUUUGGACUUUUCUCUUAAACCUGGGGCUCACUUACAACAACCUAUACCAAAAUCUUGGAAUGCUUUUGUGUAUAUUUUGGAAGGAGAGGGUGUCUUUGGAAAUCAAAGAUCUCAGCCUGCAACCUCUCACCAUAUUCUUCUUCUUGGUUCUGGGGAUGGCCUAGAAGCAUGGAAUAAAUCUUCUAAGCUCCUUAGGUUCAUUUUGGUUGGAGGUGAACCAUUGGGUGAACCUGUGGUGCAAUUUGGACCCUUUGUUAUGAAUACUCAAGAAGAGAUUGACCAAACCAUUGAUGAUUUUGAGAACAAUGCCAAUGGAUUUGAAAAAGCAAGACAAUGGAAGUCUGAAAGUGCAGUUAGUCUUGAUUUUUAA